Molecule: messenger RNA, 373 nt
Organism: Amoebophrya sp. A120
Lineage: Eukaryota; Dinophyceae; Syndiniales; Amoebophryaceae
Source: the annotation of a GenBank genome assembly
GGGCGGCGCCGCGCACGGCAGGCAGGGGGGCGAAAGGGCGGUGGCCCCCGUGCUAAUCAUGCUGGUGGGGGAGAGCCCCCCGCGUAUUUCCGGCCCGUCGGGCGCGCGCGUUAAUUUUUGAAGGCGCCCGAGGGAGAGCGGCCGCCUGCAAGUGGGGCAGGAGCGAUCCCUCCUCCGAGUUCGAUGAAAGGCAGCGAUCAAACUGCGCGCAGCCGGCCUUGCACGCUAAGAAGGCAGGGCGGGGAAGAAGAAAAGCGGGGUGACACAGCUGCAGCCGGGCCCCCCGGGGCUGCCGGGCCUAGCGCCAACCAUACAAACAAACAGGCGGCAGCCAAGCCGCCAGCGCGUGCCCUGAUUGCGCCCCCGCCUCUGG